Messenger RNA from Erinaceus europaeus (western European hedgehog), 1437 nucleotides. RefSeq names its product melanoma-associated antigen B3-like. The transcript has 2 exons. Bases 169 to 1437 code for a protein of 422 amino acids. Lineage: Eukaryota; Metazoa; Chordata; Mammalia; Eulipotyphla; Erinaceidae. Gene Ontology annotation, cellular component: nucleus. Gene Ontology annotation, biological process: negative regulation of transcription by RNA polymerase II. The record is from RefSeq and is a predicted model, not a curated record.
AUUUGUCCCAGGAAAAGCUGUUACCCUGAGUACAAGAGACACUCACCCCAUAACUCUGUGAGCAUCAGAGGAUUCAUUACUCACUGCUGACUCCAGGAGACCAAGAGAAGGUCCCAGCACCUCCUGAGCCUUGUACAGUGGGCCAGCUGUGCCCUGAGUUGUGACAUCAUGCCCAGACGCAAGAAUAAGCGCCAUUCCUCUGGGAAGUCCCGCCAUACCCAGGACCAGGACCAGGCCCAGGCCAGCACAGAGGCCCAGGCCAAGGCCAAAGCCCAGAACAAGACCCAAGCUAAGACCAAGGCCAAGGCCCAGGACCAGCCCCAGGCCCAGACCCAGGCUGAAGCUCGUCAUGGCACCACUGGGCGCACCCCAGCAGCAGCAGUGGCUGUGGCAGAGGCAGCAGCUGCAGAAGCAACAGCAGCAAAAGGCAAUGAUGCCCAGGAUGCUCAGGGCAAUGCUGGCACCAAGACCUCCAGUGAUGCCAGGGCAGCCUCUGGCCCCAAAGGAGCUGAGGCAGGGCCACAGCCCAAAACCACCCCUGUGGGAAGACCCAGCUGUGGAGGAGCUGAGGGAGCUGCCCCCAAGUUGGAAGUGGAGGAGAAGUUCGAGUACGGCCCGCUGCACACAGACCCUGACGCCAUGAGCAAGAGGGUGGUUGUGCUGGAGCAGUUCCUGCUGUACAAGUUCCAGCUGAAGCAGCCCAUCCUGAAGGCAGAAAUGCUGAAGAUCUUGGGCUACAGGUACCAAAACCGCUUCCUGGAGAUGCUGAAGAAAGCCUCUGAGCGCAUUGAGACCCUGUUUGCAGUGCGCGUGCAAGAAGUGGACUCAGUGACCCAAGCCUAUGACCUAGUGAGUGAGCUCAAGCUCCCCAACCACGGCAGGGUGUGCCCUGGCAGAGGGCUGCCCAAGUCCGGGCUCCUCAUGCAUGUCCUGGGCAUGAUCUUCCUGAAGGGCAACUGCGCCAGCGAGGAAGACAUCUGGAGGGUGCUGGGCACCAUGCAGGUGUUCCCGGGCAGGAAGCACAACAUCUACGGGGAGCCCCGCAAGCUCCUCACCAAGGAUCUGGUGAGGCUGCAGUACCUGGAGUACCGCCCGGUGCCCAACACUCAGCCCCCUCGCUACCAGUUCCUGUGGGGCCCCAAAGCCCAUGCUGAGACCAGCAAGAUGAGCGUGCUGCAGUUCAUGGCCAAGAUCAAGGGCACGGUGCCCAGCUCCUUCUCACCCCAGUACCAAGAGGCUCUGCGUGAGCAGGCAGAGAGAGCCCUGGCCCGGAGCUUAGCUGGCUCCAGGGCCAAGAUCUGGGGCAUAGCUGGCUCCAGGGCCAAGGCACAGGGCACAGCUGGCUCCAGGGCCAAGGCACAGGGUGCACCUGGCUCCAGCGACAAGGCACAGGGUGCAGCUGGCUCCAGCGCCAAGGCCCGAGCCCUGACAGGCUAG